Molecule: messenger RNA, 4679 nt
Organism: Pseudoliparis swirei
Lineage: Eukaryota; Metazoa; Chordata; Actinopteri; Perciformes; Liparidae
Gene: cep162
Product: centrosomal protein 162
Exons: 29
Coding region: 240-4280 (1346 amino acids)
Biological process (GO): cilium assembly
Cellular component (GO): centriole; axonemal microtubule; centrosome
Source: RefSeq, a predicted model, not a curated record
UAUUUGCCACCCGCCAUAAAAAGCAACAGAAGAAGAAGAAGCCGGCAGUCCAUUGGGUAUUAUUUCCCGUGACGUCAUUUUUCCUAGCCAAUCAGGUUGGUUCUGUCACCCGGGAGCUGUUGCGGGAAGUAACAGACUCAAACGAGCAACAAGUGUCCUGUUGGGAGGAGAGAAAGCGGCCAAAGUAUUUCUGUAAUUCGUCUGGGUUCCCAUUGGCUGAUGGGGUGGACAGUAUCCCUAUGUCUCACAGACUGACCAAGCAGGAGCUGGAUGAACAGUUUGAGCUGUUCUUGAAGGAGUCCGUUUCAGAUGACUCUGAGAAGCAGCACGGUGCUAAAAGCAGCCAGAGAUCCGCCCAGAAAGCCGCAGCGCCCUGGUGGCAAGAUGAGGAACACAGCGGUGGAGGAACCGGGAGAGGACUGCUGGGCUCCGGGAAGACUUUCAGGAAGUCUUUGAGGAGGUCUGUUGCACUGGAGGACGAGGAUCCAGGAGAUGCUGGUUUGAAGGGAGACGAGCUGAAGGCAGCUGCAUUCGACGGAGACGGCACGGAGCUCGAGGCUGCUAACACGACGGCCAUCGGCUUGGAUACGAUCGAGGAAGAAGAGGAGAAAGCCAGGUUCUUUGCCCAACUAGAGGCAGGAGCGCUAACAACUAUCGAUUACUCCAUUCUGAACAGAGAGCUGGACUCAACUACUUCUAACCUCAGGCUUGGAGGUAAUGAGGAUGAAUGUCGUCCCUCCAGGAGAGCUGAGGAAGCCGUGGAGCAGAGUGAUGAUGAUGAUGGUGAUGAUGAUGAUAAUGAAGAAGGGAAGACCAGAGUCCCAGAGGCGGUCAGAGAGUCUCCAGGAUCUCCAAAUUACAGUGAAGAUUUUGAGGAAGAGGCAAACGGAAAAGAGCUUUCGAAGGAGAAGUCUAAAAUGUCUCUAAUUCUUGCCAAAGUGUCUCUCCAUGAUUCCCUGGAUGACACCGGGGGAGGAGAGAGAAGAAAGGACACAGCAGGGUCACUGGACAGAGGCCAGUCGUACGUGCAGAGUAGAGCCUCAGACAUGGAGGCUCUGCAUGAGGCCUACAGACAGAUCCACGCCGUGGAAGAUUCAGAAGACCAUCAUCUCCAUCGUUCGUCUGUGGAAGGGAGGGGGCAGAGCAACAGACCGGUGUCUACAUCCUCUUCUCCUCCUCAUCAUCAUGCCACACAGUCUCUUCAGCCGGCUUCAACCAACGAGUCAGAGCUUCCAACGGUAGAAGAGUUGAUGAGACCCAUCCGACCUGAGAGGGACGAUCUCAGAGGCUUCACCCUCCAGCCAGUGGGUGCUGUAGAACUGGAGGACCAAGAAAAGACACCGCGCUUCUUGGAAAGGACGUUCUUAGCUGUGACGCCGACAGACUCGCGACUGCAGGGAGCAGACCAGGCCGACCCCGUCGCCGGGAUACGGGCAGCCGGGGGGCUGACCGCCCCCCCGUCCGGCUCCCCGGACCCUCGCAACCUGACGUGGAGCAUCAGACAGGAAGUAGAGAAGCUGAUGGAGGAUCAGAACAAACCCUCUUCCACGUCCUCUCAGGCUGGAAAAGCUAAGAAACCACAGGCCUCGCAUGGAUCGGCUGCCUCUCUGUCCUCUACGACGUCUUCAGCGAGGAAACCCACCGGGGCCCCUGUGAGAGGCAGGAGAGUGGAGGGCAGGACAUCCGGGGCCCCGGGGCCGAGUAGAGCUGCUGCGUCAGCCACGAGCCGGCCUUCUGUUUCACGUCCUCUGCAGCAUCCACGGGAAAAAGCCAAAGUUACAAAGAGUCCAGAAAAAGAGGACAACACAGCAGAGCCGGGGCUGAAGGUGAGCAGCGAGCUGGUGGCGUCCGUUCAGUCCUUGGUGGCCGUCCUCCAACAGCAGAUAGACACCAGCGGUCACCGGGACGAUGCCGCAGACGCACCGGAAGUCACCGGAGAUCGGCUUCCAGAUAACAGGGAGGAGGGGGACCUCGGCUCUCUGGUGGAGGAGCUGAGAGGCCAGCUGGCUCACAAGGAGAGGGAGCUGCAGAUGAUGAAGGGAGGAGCAGAGGAGCUCAACUCCCUCCGACAGCAGAACUACCUUCUGCACAGCAAGCUGAGAAGCGCAGAAGAAGCCAGUCAGAAGAAGAGAGGGGCAGUUGGAGAGGGAAAGCUCCAGGAGAUUGAUAAAGAGAUAAAAGAGCAGGAGACGCUCAUCAAAGGUUACCAGCAGGAGAAUGAGAAGCUGUAUUUGCAGAUGAAGAAUCAGCAGCUGAAGAGCAAAGCCAACGAGGAGGCCAUGUUUGGAGAAAACCAGAGGCUGCUGAGUGAGCUGACUUUCACAAGGGAGCAGCUGCAUACAACCUCUCGGACUGUGGGAAGUGUGUGCGCCAUGGAUCACACUCAACGCAUUACAGACCUCUUAGCUCAACUAAAUGUAUUUCAGAGGAAUGAGGCCAAGUUGUCCGAGGACGCCCACAGACUGAGGCAAGAAAAGCAGGCUCUGGAGGUCGAACUGCAGCUGGUGAAGAAAGAGAGGGACCUCGCUAAAGCUCAGGCUGUGUCUGCCUCGGGGGACAAGACUUUUGAGAUGCGCGUCUUGGAGGACAAGCACAGAGAAGACAUGGCGGCCCUGAAGAAGAAGCUGCAGUGGUUUGCUGAGAACCAGGAGCUGCUGGACCGAGAUGCUGGCAGACUGAAGGCCGCGACAGCGGAGACGCGCCAACUCCAAGAGCAGGUAGAGAGGCUGAAACUGGAAGUGGGCAAAAGAAGCAGUGAGCAGCAGAGGAAGACCAAAGAGAACACCGUGGGCACGAAGAGGAUGCAGGACCUUGAGCGACAGGUGAAGGAGCUGGAGCAGCUACUGAGACGCAGAGACCCAAACUCCCUGCCCGCUCUGAUCUACGCCGCGGCCUCGGCCAGCCGUCAAGAGGGCGUGGCCUCCGAGACGCCCCGCCCCCCACCCGGCAGGGUCAACGCCCUGCUAGAGCGCCGGAUCCAGCGUCUGGAGGCUGAGCUGGAGGGCCACGACGAGGAGGCCAAGCGGGGCCUGCGGGCCAUGGAGCAACAGUUCCACAGGAUCAAGCUCCGCUAUGAGCAGCAGAUCUCCGAGCUGGAGCAGCAGCUGGAGCAGCAGCUGGAGCAGCGGGAGGCAGCGGGGUCCGAGCCGCAGCCGGCUCCGGCUGGAACAUCGGAGGAAGAGCUGCGGCGCGUGGAGGAACGCCAUCGGGAGAGCGAGCGUUCUCUCCAGGACCAGAUCGAGGGCCUCCAGCAGCAGCUCAAGCUCACGGCUGCAACGGGAGCUACCCAGGCCCAACCCAGUCCCGGGCGACACCAGCGCCACGCCGAGGUGGCGUUCGGCGCCCGGAUCGAGCGGCUGAACAAUGACCUCGCCUCCAAGACGCGGAGCGUUCAGGAGCUUUGCCGAACCGUCGAGAGACUGCAGAAGGAGAGGAGGAGCAUGACGCCCGGCCCCGACCCACGACCGGAAACCCGUCCGGCGGUGACGAAGAGGCAACCGGCCAAAACACUCGGCUCUGCUCCCCCGGGAGGAGAGGAGACGUUCCCAGCUGCCCACUGUGAGAAGAGCUACCAGCCCACCGUGUUCACAGGAAGUCACAUCUCGGAGGUCGUGCAGGAGAACGAGGCUCUGAAGCGGCGCGUGGAGCUUCUGCAGCUGCAGAACGAGCAGGAGCGGGAGGCGUUGACAUCUGACGCUCUACGAGCCAAGGAGGAGCUGUGCAGGCUGGAGGGCCACUCUGCAGAGCAGCUGGCCUCCAUGAGAGCGGAGCACCUCAGGGUGCUGGACCAGCUGCGUGCCGCCCACGCCCUGGAACACGCGUCCUCCAAGGUCGCUGAACUGGCCAAUGAGCUCAACGCUCAGGAGAUAACGGUGAGGCAUUUGCGAGACCGGCUGAAAGAGGUGCAGGGAGCUAAAGAGGCCCUGGCGAUAUCCAGGACCCGAGAGGACGCGCUGCAGAAGCAGCUGACCAGACUGCUGAGGGAGCUGAAGGAAGCUAAAGAAGCUCAGAGCCCAGAGGUGAAGCUCAUGUGUGGCCUGGAGAGGAAGAUCGUCAACAUGGAGCUCAGACACCAGCACAGAGAGAAGGAGCUGCAGCAGGUUAUUGGCAGCUCGUGGCAGACGUCGGAGGCCAAUCAGCAGUCGGAGGUGGAGAGCUGGAAGCGUCUGGCUCAGGACAAGAGCAAAGAGUUGGAGGCUUUCCGGCUGGAGCUGGACUCCAUCCUGGACAUCCUGAGACAUCUCCAACGACAGGGACUGGUUCUCCCCCACUCCUCCUGACCCCCCCCCCCCUUCCCCCUGUUCUUCACAGCCCGCCCUCACCCAGAGGAGAUGAUGCACACGCGAGGUUUGACUCGCGUCUACUUUGUGAAUGCGGAAGCUGAUAAUCGUGUAUUGAAGCCAAAGAUGGAGGAGAUGUUCGAGUGAGUUCAGGUGAAGCUUCUUCUGACAGCCGCUGUAAUAUUACUCGAUUACCUUUAAUAUACUCAGAGUUGGGUCUCAGAGGUAGAAGGAGUUAAAGCCACGAGUGUUUCGACUAAAGAACACACACACACACUACUGGUUUCUUUCUUCUUCUUUUUUUAAUGUUUUGUAGCUGCAAUCUAUUUUUUAUGUAAAUUAUUGUAACUUAUUUAAGAUGAAGUGAAAAUUAAAAACAAAAUGUCAAGUCUAAACUGG